Monascus purpureus is the source of this 480-nucleotide messenger RNA. NCBI's taxonomy places the organism in Eukaryota, Fungi, Ascomycota, Eurotiomycetes, Eurotiales, Aspergillaceae. The record is from the annotation of a GenBank genome assembly.
AUGUCCCUGAACACAGUCACCAGUGGCCUCAAGAAACCCCCCAAGAUACAGUCUCCAUCUAUCGCAAAAGAUGUCCAACAACAACCAGACCUCAAGGAAACAACAGAAAACCUCACCCACCCGCUCCUCCCAGGCGAAUUCCCCCCAGACGAACCAAAAGACAAAGACCAGCAAGAACAAACCGUCAGCAUAUCAACAGCCUUCUCCCAAUGGUCCCAUUCCCUCCUCCCAAACACCCUCGACCUUGAAUCCAGCCUUAAGAGGCCUAAUGACCUGGCUCCUCCCCCCGCCCCGCCAAACAGCCGUAUACGAAGCAACGCUCUCCCGUCCCUUCGCCUCAACCAUCAUCUGCCAGCUUCUCUGCUGCGGGGUGCCGCUGCUUAUCUUCCUGGCGGGACUGUGUGUGUUCGCGGCUGUUGCGAUAGCGCUGUGGGCUGUUUUGUCGCUGGUUGUGCUCGGGCCGGUGCUGUUGGUGACUAG